GCGCGGCACGUGCGGUGACGGUGCCCGCGCCCCGAGGGUCCCAGCCUUGCGCCCCGCGUCCCCGGGCAAGCAUGGAGCGCCCGGAGCCCGAGCUGAUCCGGCAGAGCUGGCGGGCGGUGAGCCGCAGCCCGCUGGAGCAUGGCACCGUCCUGUUCGCCAGGCUGUUCGACCUGGAGCCGGACCUGCUGCCCCUCUUCCAGUACAACUGCCGCCAGUUCUCCAGCCCAGAGGACUGCCUCUCUUCCCCUGAGUUCCUGGACCACAUCAGGAAGGUGAUGCUCGUGAUUGAUGCUGCGGUGACCAACGUGGAGGACCUGUCCUCGCUGGAGGAGUACCUUGCCGGCCUGGGCAGGAAGCACCGGGCAGUGGGUGUGAAGCUCAGCUCCUUCUCGACGGUGGGUGAGUCCCUGCUCUACAUGCUGGAGAAAUGCCUGGGCCCUGCCUUCACUCCAGCCACGCGGGCCGCCUGGAGCCAGCUGUACGGGGCCGUGGUACAGGCCAUGAGUCGUGGCUGGGAUGGCGAGUAAGCGGCGGCCCUGCCCAGCGGCUGCCACCUAGCGGCCACCGAUGUCUGUGUCUGUCUGUUGGUCUGUGUCUGUUGUAGCCCAGGCCCCCCUAGGCCUUCCUGCAUCAUGGUCCUUGUCCCCUUGGCCAUGCCGGAGAGGUGAUGGAGUAGGGCUGGGUCUAGGUCCCCCUCACCCCCAACUGUAGACAGAGCGGCUUUUCCUUUAGAAAGGGGCUUCGGAGUUCCUCAAAUUUCCUGUAGCUUCCUCCCUGCUGGCCUUCUUUCCCCUCUGGCAUCCCCUCUUCCUCCAGGAGGAGGGGCAGCGUUCUGGUGGCAGAGGUGGCAUGGGCCAGGAGAGUAUGGGGCUUUGAGGGAAUGGGCUCUUCGGUUGCCCUCCCUUCCCACCUGAGCCUGGGCCAAGGGGGCAGUGGGGUGGCUGAGCUUCGGGCACCUUCCCAGCUUGCCUGCCUUCAGUGCUUUUCUCUCCCAGAGGCGUUUGCUUUUCACGAGGGAAGAGGUGGGUCAGCUUCAGCCUUCGUGGUGGAAUCACAGGCAGCAGGAGCAGGAGACCUACUGAGGAAGGGAGACCUGGCACCGUGAUGGGCUCCCCGUGAUUCUCAGAGGCCCACUCAGAUGCCACCCGACAG
Messenger RNA from Hippopotamus amphibius kiboko, 1152 nucleotides. RefSeq names its product neuroglobin (gene NGB). Bases 72 to 527 code for a protein of 151 amino acids. Gene Ontology annotation, molecular function: oxygen binding; heme binding. The transcript has 4 exons. The record is from RefSeq and is a predicted model, not a curated record. NCBI's taxonomy places the organism in Eukaryota, Metazoa, Chordata, Mammalia, Artiodactyla, Hippopotamidae.